AUGAAAAGAUUGAAAAGUCAAAAUAAAAACAUAUCAAUACAAAACAAAGCAUUAAAUUAAUAAUAAAUAAGGAAUAAUGUGACUAAUAUUAUGGCGCCGCCCAAACAACAGUUUGAAAUCGUUUUGCUGUUAAUAGUUACUUUCUCGAGCGACAUUAUUUCAGGACAGUACGACGAGUUUGCGAGGUACCCAGGUGGAUAUCCGCCAAACAAACAAAACCCAUACAAUGAAUAUGGCCCCCGUUUGCCAUACGGCCCCAACGACAAAGAUUACAGGACCACGUACUUUUAUAAAGGCAGGCGAUAUGGACAGAGUUUUGGAUCAGAUUAUAACAACCAAGGAAGGUUCGGUGAUCCCAGAAUCAGGGGACAGGAUGAAAGAUUCACAUAUGAUAGGGCGGGCAACGCUGAACCAAUUUUGCCCGGCAUACUGAGCGGCUGGAGAGAAGACUUACAGGGCAAAAGACGAGAGCAAACGAAGGAGAAGCAGAGAGACAUCUUCGUGGAAACCACCUAUGGAAGCGUGCAAGGUUUCCAAGUGUACUUGUUCGACAACCCCGAUCCAGACUCACUGUACCGACCUGGUGCCGAGUUCAUCGAAAGACAACAAGGCGUCACCUCGGUGUUUCUGGGCAUACCGUAUGCACAACCUCCUGUAGGAGAGGGCCGAUUCAAGCCACCAAGACUGCACAGAGGAUGGCAAAUAAUGCAAGCAGUCGAUUAUGGACCGGCAUGUCCUCAACCUGCUAAAUAUACCGGGGCCACUAUGGGUGUCAGAGACAUGGACGAGGACUGUUUGUAUCUCAAUGUAUUCACACCAGAUCUUACGCAAGGCACCGCCCAAAAAUACCCCCUCAUGGUCCACAUCCACGGCGGCGACUUCAUCCACGGCUCCUCCAACACCUUCCCCGGCCACAUCCUCGCCACCUUCUACAGGGCAGUCGUCGUCACCUUCAACUACCGCCUGGGGGCGCUCGGGUUCCUCAGCACCGGUGACGUCAACUCGCCGGGCAACUACGGCCUGCUGGAUCAGGCGAUGGCCAUCAGAUGGGCGUACGACAACGCGGACAAGUUUAAUGGCGACAGAGACAGUUUGACGUUGUUUGGGGCGGGGGCUGGGGCUGCUUCAGCAGGGCUGCUCAUGGUGGCUCCAAAAACGAGGCAUAUGGUGUCGAAAGUGAUCGCGCAGAGUGGAUCUGCUCUAGCUGACUGGGCGAUGACCUUCGAUCGAUACCGCGCCCAAAACACGAGCAGAGUCUUCGGCAGGCAGAUCGGAUGCGGCAUCGAGUCGUCUUGGAAGCUUGUCAACUGUCUAAAGAACUCCCGGAGCGCCUUCGAGAUAGGCAACGCCGUUUUUCCGCCCGACGUCGGACUGUUUCCUUGGGCGCCGGUGAUAGACGCUAACGUCACGAUGCCUUACUAUGAGGGCUGGCUGGAGGGAGACUGGAAGUUCAUGAGCGAGGGCGCCGAGGAGUUGAUGAAAAAGAGGGCGUUCAAUGAGGGGUUGAGGUACAUGACGAGCGUGACGUUGCAGGAGGCAGCCAGUUUUAUAACUACCAACAAAAGCUUAGAACCGAAUUUCAUUGUCAAUGAAGAGUUUUUCGAUCAGAAAAUAAGAGAACUGGUGUUGAGAUACAAUUACACCUUGAACCCCAACGGUACCUUUGAGGCCAUCAAAUACAUGUAUACGUAUUGGCCGGAUCCGCACAAUGUGACACAUAUCAGAGAACAAUAUAUUCAAUUGCUCUCGGACUUCUUAUACACCGCCCCAAACGACAAAAUGAUCAAACUGUUGGUGGAGCAAAACGUGCCGGUGUAUAUGUACGUGCUAAACACGACGAUCGAAUCUUUCAAAUGGGAGGAGUGGAGAAAGGUGCCCCACGACACGGAGCACUAUCUGCUCUGUGGCGCACCCUUUUUAGACGUGGAAAUGCUACCUUCGAGGGAGCGAUUCGUCAGAGACCAGUGGACGAGAAACGACAGGAAUAUGAGCCAUUUCUUCAUGAAGGCUUAUACAGACUUCGCGAGGUACGGCAAUCCAUCGCACACUCAGAUAUUAGGACUGCAUUUCGAGGAGAGCAAACACGGUCAGCUGAAGUACCUGAAUUUGAACACGACGUACAAUUCCUCCAUAAUGUGGAACUAUCGGCAAACAGAAACGGCCUUCUGGACGCAUUACAUACCGACCGUGGUGGGACACUUGGUGCCUACCUAUCCACCGACGACCGAAUUUUGGUGGGAACCUAGCACACCUCUUCAAAUAGCAUUCUUCAGUAUCUCCGGAUUCUGUCUUCUGCUGAUUGUUCUAUUAGUUGUUUGCUGUAUGCUGUGGAGGAACGCAAAAAGGUCCUCCGACAGAUACUACAACCCCUACCUCUACCCGUCCAACGACGGCGACCUCGACGCCGACCGCGAGGGCAUCGUCAACCAUCGGGCAGGCGCCGAGCCGCCCGAGUCGAGCGAGUUCCUCGACAAGCGGUCCUCCGACAGAUACUACAACCCCUACCUCUACCCGUCCAACGACGGCGACCUCGACGCCGACCGCGAGGGCAUCGUCAACCAUCGGGCAGGCGCUGAGCCGCCCGAGUCGAGCGAGUUCCUCGACAAGCGGUACGGCCGCCCGCCCAGCAGCGCCGGCUCCCUGCAGGGCAGCGUGUCGCUGAAGGAGAUGCAGGGAUUCGUGAGCAGUAGCCCGAACGGGCUGGCGAGAGCGAGGGGCACGCCCGUGUUGCCGGUUAAGCAGAAGGGCGGCGUGCCGAUGGGCGUACCGCAGACGGACGUCUAGGUUAGGUUAGAGUUCGUUGAUUUACUUGACACUUUUGUUUCGACUUUUUUGUAUGUUUAAUGCACAAAAACCAUGGCCACCUGCAGCAGGGUGCGCUAGACCACUGAUAGAUAUCCAUGGUGAUAUCUAGUUAUACAGGGAGACCAACAAACUUCUGCAAAAUAUUGAUGAAUUUAUGGGAUUUUCUUUAUCUCUUUUUCAUAUUGCUCAAAAUGGUUUUGCAAUUCUACAUUUUCUUUUUGAGAUUUCAAAAAGAUUUACACCAAAAAAUGUGGGAUUUCGUUUAUCUGACGAGGCAUAUUUUUCAUUGCAGCACUAUUUCAUUGUAAAAAACCUUGGAAAUAGCGCUACGAUGGAAAAUAUGUCUCUUGAGAUAUACAAAAUCUCACAUUUUUCGAAAAAUAUUUCUUUUUAUUACUUGAAGGGAUAAGGAUAAUUUGCAAAACUAUUUCUAGGAAUACUCUUGAGCAUUAUAAAAAUAAGAUUGACUAUUCCACUCUUGGUCUCUAGGAUCAAUCAGAAUCGGCCAUUUCCACGGUUUCUUCUGUAUUACAGCGAUAUUCUUUUGUUUACUAAAUUUUAUCGGACUUGCUCUACCAAUACUCGACCCACACGUGACCAACCUUUCUCGUUUUUCAGCGAUGAAAUUUUGGACGUUUGAAACGUCCAUUAUGUUGCUGCUUUAAUUUUGCUCAUGACAUUGUUCCAAAACUUCUCGCCUACGGCUCGAAAGUUUUGAUAAACAAUGUCAUUCGGCGAAAUUAUUAGGCAACAAGCUGUCAUAACAAUCGCCGAAUAUUUCCGGUACAUAUUAUGAAAAAAUUUCCAAAAAUAUUCCAUCAAAUUGGGAACAUGGAGAAUACAUACAUAUCCCUAAUGAAUUCAAUGAUUCAUCUUCAAAAGGAAGAAAACCGCAUCGGAAUAUGUACAGGGUG
Phaedon cochleariae (mustard beetle) is the source of this 3719-nucleotide messenger RNA. NCBI's taxonomy places the organism in Eukaryota, Metazoa, Arthropoda, Insecta, Coleoptera, Chrysomelidae. The record is from the annotation of a GenBank genome assembly.